GUGUUAGUUCUUACUCCAACUAGAGUUGGCAAACCAGGUAGCCAAAGACUUCAAGGACAUCACAAAGACACUCUCAGUGGCUUGUUUUUUUAUGGAGGAACGGCAUACAAUGGACAAAUUGAUCUAAUUCGAAGUGGCAUUGACAUCUUGGUUGGGACCCCAGGUCGAAUCAAAGACCACCUUCAGAAUGGCAAGCUGGAUCUUUCCAAACUCAAGCAUGUUGUCCUGGAUGAAGUUGACCAGAUGUUGGACAUGGGCUUUGCUGAACAAGUGGAGGACAUUUUACGAGUUGCGUACAAGAAGGGUGAUCUGCUAUCCUUGACUCUGGGAGCCAGCCUUACCCUGCUCUGCUGUGAGAAUCCCAGUCUGGGCUGUUCCACGCACAGCCUCUAG
Molecule: messenger RNA, 393 nt
Organism: Caretta caretta (loggerhead turtle)
Lineage: Eukaryota; Metazoa; Chordata; Testudines; Cheloniidae
Source: RefSeq, a predicted model, not a curated record